CCGUAUACUGUAUAGCGCCAUUUUAGGGUGUGAGCUUUUGGAACUCCCUUGGACCCUUCCCUGUUCUCCCUUCCCGCAACCGCUAAACUUUCUUUUAACUUUCCCCGACCUAAACUUUUCUUCUCCCUCUCUUUCUCAUCAAUCAUGCUGCACCAGUAUUUAUAUCUUUCACAUUCACUACCCAAUUCAUAAUUCUCUUUCUACUUCACACUCCCGGCCUACCCAUUUCCUCUUCUUCCUUCUUUCCCCUUUAAUCCUCUCUCUCUCUCUCUCUCUCUCUCUCUCAUGGCGUCCACUACAUCAAAAUUCAUCAAGUGUGUCACAGUGGGCGAUGGCGCCGUUGGGAAGACGUGCAUGCUCAUCUGUUACACGAGCAACAAGUUCCCUACAGAUUAUAUACCCACUGUGUUCGACAAUUUUAGUGCGAAUGUCGUAGUAGAAGGCAAUGCUGUGAAUUUGGGACUCUGGGAUACUGCUGGCCAAGAGGACUACAAUAGGUUGAGGCCUUUAAGUUACAGAGGAGCGGAUGUCUUCGUCUUGGCAUUUUCGUUGGUUAGCCGUGCCAGCUAUGAAAACAUUUUAAAGAAGGUCGUUUCACGAAUUUACCUUGUUUGUUUCUUCUUGGUCUUGUUCUUGUUCUUGUUCUUCUCUCUCUCUCUCUCUCUCUCUCUCUUACACAUACAUACACGAGCGCGCGUACACCGCGAAAAAGCUCACAUGUGUUUCUUUUCCUUAAUUUACCGUCUUCAGUGGCUACCUGAGCUUCAUCAUUUUUCUCCUGGAGUGCCGAUAGUUCUGGUUGGUACUAAAUUGGAUCUUCGUGAAGAUAAGCAAUAUUUGUCUGAUCAUCCAGGGCUUGUGCCAGUGACGACAACGCAAGGGGAGGAAUUACAGAGACAAAUUGGUGCGACAUAUUAUAUAGAAUGCAGCUCAAAAACUCAACAAAAUGUGAAGGCGGUCUUUGAUGCAGCAAUCAAGGUGGUAAUUCAGCCGCCAAAGCAAAAGGAAAAGAGCAAAAAGCCACGGCAUGGGUGUUCAAUCUUGAAUAUUCUCUGGGGAAGGAGUAUCAGGUGUUUUGGGUGAAUCCUCUUCCAGCGAAUGAAAGUAUAUAACACAGUCUACAUAUCUGUUGAUCUUGCUGUACUGACUAAUUUGUGAUUGAUGUUUGAAUUGGUUGGACAGGUCUAUGGAAGGAUAUUAAGGUUACUUCCUGUCUGUUAGCCUUCCCUAACCUGUAUCUUAACUAUUUACAAGCCCGAUGUAUACAGUACUUUGUGAUUCAAUUGUUUGAGCAAGUAGUAAUCUUUGAUUGCUCUGA
Messenger RNA from Nymphaea colorata (pocket water lily), 1318 nucleotides. Its product is annotated as rac-like GTP-binding protein 5. The transcript has 7 exons. The coding region runs from base 286 to 1083 and encodes 265 amino acids. Lineage: Eukaryota; Viridiplantae; Streptophyta; Magnoliopsida; Nymphaeales; Nymphaeaceae. Gene Ontology annotation, molecular function: protein kinase binding; GTP binding; GTPase activity. The record is from RefSeq and is a predicted model, not a curated record. Gene Ontology annotation, biological process: establishment or maintenance of cell polarity; regulation of actin cytoskeleton organization; regulation of cell shape. Gene Ontology annotation, cellular component: plasma membrane; cytoskeleton; cell projection.